AUGAGAUCCAAGUCGAGCACUUAUUAUCUGAUGGCUAUUUCAGUGGCUGACACCCUGGUGCUUCUGCUCAUAGUUAUCAUUGAGCUCACCCUGAAGUAUAACAUGGAGGAGCCAUUCUGGAGCCGAGAACCUUGGUGUUCCCUGAGGGACAUAUUCAAUUAUGGAGCCUACAAUGCUUCAACCUGGUUGGUGGUUACUUUCACGAUAGAACGCUUCAUUGCUAUUAACUGCUUCAGCCUCAAAGUAAGAAUUUGCACUCCUAGAUGCGCAGCUAUUGUCAUCAUGGUGGUGUGCGUCUUCAGCCAUCUGUUUGCUGUUCCUUACUACUGGACAAAUAUAUCUCUGUUCAAUGUAACCAAGUAUCCAACGAUCUACAUCUGCGUUUACAAACAAGACUUGUCUGACUACUAUGUCCAUGGCCUGGUAUGGUUUCAGACUUGCUUGGUAUACAUAAUUCCUUUCAUCAUUAUCUUCACUCUCAAUGGACUGACUCUCCGACAGAUCAUCCUAAGCAACAAAGUGCACACCGAAGUAAGCAUUUUUCGAAGAGGUCCACGGCAGUUUAACUCCCAAAAGAGAAAAUCCGUCAUUCUUCUCAUCACUGUUUCCAUGACCUUCGCUCUGCUGUCCGUGACUAGGUUUGUCACUCAGAUCCUGAUUCGCACCAUGCACUAUGAGAUUAACAGGAACGACUACAACAAACCAGUGAAUGUUGCUGCAGAUCUUGGGACUAUGCUUGAUCUCACAAAUGCUGCCAUCAACAUGUUCCUCUACGCUUGUACUCAAUCCAGGUUUCGCAAAGAACUUGUGGCUUGCAUCAAACUCAUCAUCUCCCCGUGUAAAAACUACCAGCCAGCCAAUUAUCCAUCGAUUGUGUUCCAAUUAUGA
Polypterus senegalus (gray bichir) is the source of this 888-nucleotide messenger RNA. Its product is annotated as probable G-protein coupled receptor 139. The transcript has a single exon. NCBI's taxonomy places the organism in Eukaryota, Metazoa, Chordata, Cladistia, Polypteriformes, Polypteridae. Gene Ontology annotation, cellular component: membrane. Gene Ontology annotation, biological process: G protein-coupled receptor signaling pathway. The record is from RefSeq and is a predicted model, not a curated record. Bases 1 to 888 code for a protein of 295 amino acids. Gene Ontology annotation, molecular function: G protein-coupled receptor activity.